Onychostoma macrolepis is the source of this 1815-nucleotide messenger RNA. It is a transcript of the gene dusp11, whose product is annotated as dual specificity phosphatase 11 (RNA/RNP complex 1-interacting). Gene Ontology annotation, biological process: protein dephosphorylation. Bases 209 to 1222 code for a protein of 337 amino acids. The record is from RefSeq and is a predicted model, not a curated record. NCBI's taxonomy places the organism in Eukaryota, Metazoa, Chordata, Actinopteri, Cypriniformes, Cyprinidae. The transcript has 10 exons. Gene Ontology annotation, molecular function: polynucleotide 5'-phosphatase activity; protein tyrosine/serine/threonine phosphatase activity.
GAUGCAGUUGCACCUCCCGGCCUGAGCGCGGCAGCAGAGCGCGCAGCUCCCAGCAGAUGAAUUACGUCAGAGGAGUGUGUGGUACUCGACUGUUGUCGGUAACGUGGAAGUGGGAGUCUUACAGAGAGUUUGUACGAAUUCUGCUUACGGUAAUGUCAAUCAUGAAUGGGAUGUAAUCAGACAUAACUUAUCUGUUUUGCAAGAGUGUAUGGCAUUGCAAAGGCCAAGCAGCUGCUGUGAAGACAUGCCUGCAAAAAAGAAAAACACCGUUCCUGACAGAUGGACAGACUAUACAACGGUGGGUAAACGAAUCCCUGGAACUCGCUUCAUCGCUUUUAAAGUUCCCUUAAAACAGUCUUUCAGAUAUCAUUUAGCGCAAUCAGAAGCCUUUGGACCGUUUGAUCUUGUGCAUUUGUUGGAGAAGGAAGGACAAGAACUGGGUCUCAUCAUUGAUCUGACCUUCACAACUCGCUACUACAAAGUAGAGGAUUUGCCAAACACAUUGUACCACCUGAAGAUCUUCACAGCAGGGCAUGAAGUGCCAAACGAUGCCACGAUUCUCAAAUUCAAGAAGGCCGUCAGACAUUUUCUGCGUGAUAAUGAAAACAACGAUAAGCUGAUUGGUGUUCAUUGCACGCAUGGUUUGAAUCGCACCGGCUAUUUAAUAUGUCGAUACCUAAUCGAUGUUGAUGGGAUGAACCCCCAAAAAGCGAUUAAUUUAUUCAAUGAAUCAAGGGGACACUCAAUUGAGAGGCAGAAUUAUCUUGAUGACCUGAGGACAGGGCCCAUAAGAAGUAAUGAGGGCAUGGAGGAACCAGACCAAAAACCCGCCCAGGGACUUGCAAACGAGCCACGAGAUGAUGCUCCACCUCCUCCUCAUCAUCAUCAUCAUCAUCAUCAUCAAAGGGAACAGCAUAACCAGAAUCAGUUUUUACCGUUUCACCAGAACAACAGCAUGACUUGGUUUAGGCCACCUGAGCACCAGCUCUUCCGUCCGCCCUUGAUUCCUCAUCCACCUCAGGGUGUGAGACCCUGUUUUCCAAACCAGUCCUUCAGUGGAUUCCACUUCGGACAUUAUCGACCUCCACUUCCCUCCUACAGGUUUGGUGAGACAUACCACAAUCCACACGAGCCUCCAGGGGGAUCCACGAGACCUCCAGGGCCUCACCGAAAACCUCGACAUAGACACAGGAAUGGUCCGUUUGAUAGGACUCCUCACUGAAACCAAGGAGACUUCACAUGUUCAACCCAAACUGCUGGACUGUGCUUUUUCUUCGCCGGAGUAAAUGAAUUUGAUCUCCUUAAGAGGUUGACUGUUUUAUUAGACUCUGCUAGCUAAUAAUAUUACUAAGUUUUGUCGUGGUUGUCUGUUAGUAGGUCAUUUUAUCUAGCAAAUAUAAUUCACGCACAUAAUCUAUAACUGCUGCUGAUCUAUCUUUCCUUUAGUUUUAAAUGAAGUGAAAUAUUAAACACCAUUGCAAGUGCAAGUUACAGUUGUUUUAUUAUCUUAUUAUAUUUUACACAUUUUGUAUUAAUUUUUUUUAUCAGUUAAAAUAUUCUGGCUGAUGUAUGAUCUAUUAUUUAGGCUACAAGUUUACUUAUCAGAUGUUCUCAGUGAUCCGAGAGAACUUUUGAACAGGAUGAAGAUGUUUGUUGAAAUAUAAUUUUUUUCCAUUUAGUACUGCCCUUCGGAAGCAACAGAAGAUACUUGCAUGUUUCCCGGAAGACAAAUUAAGUACAAUUUACUAUGAUAUUCAAAUUCAAAAAGUUUUCACCCCCUGGCUAUAUAUAUGAAAUAUACUGCUGUUUUUUUUA